AUGCCAAGACCAAAGGCUUUCCUCAAGGAAUCAAAGGCCAAGAAAAAGAAUGCGAAGCAGCAGCUGCCCGUAACAGCCGAUGACUAUCUCGCAGCGGGCGUCGAGCUAGAAGAAGCCGGCGAGAAAUGGCGCGCUGGAGAUGCGGCCAAAUCGAUGCGGUUUUUUAUGAAGGCGAUUGCCAAUUAUGAUGAAGGGUUGCAGAAACAUCCUGCUGCUUUUGACCUAGCUUACAACAAAGCUCGUGUCCAAUACGAAAUCACCCAACACCCCAAGCUAGCAGCACAACUGCCUGCUCCACAUGCGGAAAUCCUGGAAGUAGCGCUGCAGUCGCAUCGGGAUGCGCUGUACCUGGAACAAGAUAAUGCAGACGCCUUGUUCAAUAGCGGACAGGUACUGAACAGCCUGGCCGAGGCCCUGACAGAGUCAAAGCAUCCGAGCGAAGAGCAGCUCAUCCAGGCGAGCACCUAUUUGCAGGAAGCGGUCGAGUUGUUCCAGCGAUGCCUGGCGCUGCAGGAGAUGAAGUUCACUGAGAUGGAGGAGCAGAUUAUGCAGAUGGAGUCUGGAGAGAUGGACGAGGAACCAGAGUCAGAGCCCGCGGUCCCGUCAGCGGAGCCGCAGGUGGCCGAGAGCGAGUCCGCGGAUAGUGAACCGCAGGAGCGGUGGGCUGCUAUCGUUGAGCCAGUGACGAAGAAUACCCUUGUCGACUCGGCCGUAGCGCAGUUGGAUACAUUGACGGCGCUGUGCAAUUUGUUGACGUUCAACCCUGGUGCUGGCGGUGUGGGAUGGGUACAGGAGUAUUCAUCUGAACUGGUCGAGACUCGGCUGCCGGCUUAUGUCGAGGGAUCGGAUAGACAGUAUGAAGCAGGGCUGGCGCGGGCAAAGUUCAUUUGCGCACUACACGACGUCCUCUACCGGGGCGGCCACACUGAUGCUCGGACAUACCAGCAAGAGGUCGGACGUGCGUUCGGGCCCGAGCUUGACGUAUCGAAUGACCCAGAGGGACUGUGCAGCAAAGCGGAGGCACUGACCUCGCUGAACGGAGCUUUCGCAGAUCUACCCCCGGCUGAUGAUGCGGAAACUUUCACGUUCUGCUGUUCUGUGCGAUGGCAAGCACUCUCGACCGCGCUGGACUCGUUGACAGCCGCCUCGAAGCUGCCAAGCGCUGACAACUUGCCCAAGAUCCAUCUCGCACGUGGCGACGCAGAGAUGCAGCGCUGGCGACUGGGUCGGGCACCCUGGAACCACUCCGUGGCGGCGCAGCAUGGGGCCACGCUCCUGCGUAAUGCGCAAACAUACUACCGCGGAGCAGCAGCACUAGCUCGCCGGGAUGGAGAGACCGAGGCAGAACGCGAUGGAUCGUUCAAGGAGGCCAUUGCUGCUGCGCUGGAGGGCCAGAGAACCAAGCUGGAUCAAAUCAAGGCAAAGUCCAUGGAUCAGUUGAUCGCGGUGGCCCAGGAUAUGGUGGAGGACGGGAUGGUAGAAGGCACCGACAUGAGCGCUCUGAUCUCAUGA
This is a messenger RNA of Penicillium subrubescens, 1512 nucleotides long. RefSeq lists its product as uncharacterized. Gene Ontology annotation, molecular function: protein binding. Bases 1 to 1512 code for a protein of 503 amino acids. The transcript has 4 exons. The record is from RefSeq and is a predicted model, not a curated record. Lineage: Eukaryota; Fungi; Ascomycota; Eurotiomycetes; Eurotiales; Aspergillaceae.